CUGCGUUCCACACCGCUUACUGCAGUACGGAGUAGUAGGGGGAUGUAGUACGGAUUCAUUAUUAACCUUAAUGAAAUGCGUACUAUUUCCUGACAUUAAUGCUGUAGUAUGCAGUAUGCCGUGAAGAAAGCAGAGAGCUCAGGGCGGGAAGGAAAGAAAGAAAGAAGAAAAAAAAAAAAAAAAAAUAGUAGCACGCGUGCGCCUCACGCGCGCAUUUCCAGUCGCUCGGCUCGGCGCGCGUGCAGCCGAAGAAAAGCCAGGCGCGUGAGGAGAAGCUGAGAAAACAAAACAAAAAAAAAAAAACUCCAAGGAAGUGGUCAAUCAGGGCAAUGGCGGUGCCCGCGGCUCACGAGUUCCACUGGCAGAACCUGGCACGCCUGUCAAGUGGGCGCGUGUAUCACUCUCUAGCCGAAGUCGGAGGUCAGCUAUACAUGCUGGGGGGCUGUGACGCCACCGGACGAGCCACCAACUGCAUGGAGCUCUACUGCCCAGAGGUGGACCAGUGGGUGAGUCUGCCCCCGAUGCCUACGGCCAGAGCAGGUGCCGCUGUAGCGGUGUUAGGCAAGCAGCUUCUCGUGGUGGGAGGUGUAGGCAAGGAGCAGCGCCCUCUCAAAGCUGUGGAGGUCUACAACACCGAGGAGGGCAAGUGGAGGAAGAGGAGUUCGUUGAGGGAGGACUUGAUGGGGCUCGCUGUUACUGUUAAAGACGGCAGAGCCUUCGCUGUUGGUGGAAUGGGAGCAGACCUGCUGCCCAGAAGCGUUCUCCAGCAGUACGACCUUCGCAAGGACGUCUGGGCCCUUCUGCCGCCCAUGCCCACCCCUCGCUAUGAUGCUAGCAUCUGCCUUCAGGGAUCCAAGAUAUAUGUAGCAGGUGGGCGUCAGUGUAAGCGUUUGGUAAAAGUAUUUGAAGUUUUUGACACGGACAGCCGCACCUGGUCUUCGCUACCCAGCAUGCCUUGUAAGAGAUCCUAUUCCGGGGUGCUGUGGGAUAGCACAGGGCGCCUCUGCUGGCUGGGAGGUCUUCGUCAAGGAGGCAUCCAUCAAAGCUCCAAGUUCACCAAGAAUGUCAGCAUCUUUGACACCAGCCAGGGAUCUUGGUUGAAAUCUGAAGAAACCGUUGCCAUGAAGACAAAACGUGCAGACUUUGUAGCAGCCAUCGUACGUGGAAGAAUGCUUGUGGCCGGUGGACUGGGUCAUCAGCCCUCGAUGCUGGAUACUGUCGAGGCUUUCCAUCCUGAAAAAAGAAAAUGGGAGAGUCUGGCUCCCAUGACAACCCCACGCUGCUCCGCAUCCAGCAUCGUUAUCCGUGACCGCCUGUUGGUGGUGGGGGGCGUCAAUCAAAUCCCAAGCUCCGCCCAUGAGAUUCUUUACGUGAAGGAGGAAGAGGUUGUUUAGCCGCUCUGUAGCCCGGGAAAAUUUUGCCUUCAUCAUGACAGUAGACUGCUAAACACGCUUGCCUGUUAUAGAAUCUUCGAUAGGAAAAUUAUAUAGAAAACAAAUAAUGUAAAGUCCAAAGCACAAAGUUUUCAGCUAUAGCUCUCAUUGUUCAAUUCUACAGCACACACACACACAGACAGGACAAAAGACAAUCCACUUGUCAAUAUGAAUACUGUAGACAAGCAUGUGAGAGUGUAGUUUAUAUUAUCUACGUCAUGUAUUUUAAAGUGACCAAGUGUUGGAUUCUGUGUUUAUCUAAAGAAAUUUGUCUUCUGAGAUAUUUGCAGGUAUUUUUGUAGUUUUAUCUAAAACUGUCAGGUUGUUAUCGCUGUGGGUUUGUACUCCCGACUAUGGCCUUGAGAAUUCUUUCCGUUUCUCUCUCACAAAGUGAAGUUUAUAGCUGAAACAGGUGCACCGUUGGGGUAGCCUAGACAAAUUACUCUUCAUGUCAGCUGUUUUCGUGCCUGCACUUUGAGAAUUGUGAUGUAUUGUAAUGAGCUCCUUAGGAUAUGAAUAUCUGACUGUUUCUUCGGAAUUUUCUGUUUCAGAAUAGCUUGUUGGAUAUUUAUCUCGCAGUAUGAUCCAUAGUGUAGCUCUGGGGGACAUGCCAGAUAAUUUAUAAUAAUAGAUUGUAUAAUAAUGGGCCUCAUUUAUCAGGCGUUUAGUAAAGUUGUGUGUAAAUGCUUUCCUCGGCCAAACUGAAUUGCAAAUUCUUAAACUAAAAAGUUUGGAAAAUGGAAAUGAUGAAUUUGUGACUAAAUGUUGAAAGAGCGCCAUCUAAGUGCGAUCGGCGCGAAAUCUUCCGGUAAUGCAGCUCAGCCAUUGCAUCACUUAGGCUAACUUUAGACACACACUAACUUUUCUUCCCGUUAUAGGUUUAAUUUCUGCUUUCUUUCAUAAUAUGAAAUGACGGAAUUCCACAAAAUGAUUAUUGCAUUUGUUUGUAAAGUAAAUAAAUAAGUGAUUUAAACUUGACAUAUCCACUGCAUGCAUAAAAUAAAACUAGAGCAAUCCAUCACCAAUUAAGAUAUAAUAAGAAAAGAUAAGAUACACCGAUCAGGCAUAACAUUAUGAGCAGUGAGAGGUGAAGUGAAUAAGACUGAGUAUCUCCUCAUCAUGGCACCUGUUAGUGGGUGGGAUAUAUUAGGCAGCAAGUCAACAUUUUGUCCUCAAAGUUGAUGUUAGAAGCAGGAAAAAUGGACAAGCGUAAGGAUUUGAGCGAGUUUGACCAAAGGACCAAAAUGUGAUGGCUAGACCACUGGAUCAGAGCAUCUCCAAAACUGCAGCUCUUGUGGGGCGUUCCCGGUCUGCAGUGGUCAGUAUCUAUCAAAAGUGGUCCAAGGAAGGAACAGUGGUGAACCGGCGACAGGUUCAUGGACGGUCAAGGCUCAUUGAUGCACGUGGGGAGAGAAGGCUGGACCGUGUGAUCCGAUCCAACAGAUGAGCUACUGUUGCUGAAGAAGUUAAUGCUGGUUCUGAUAGAAAGGUGUCAGAAUACACAGUGCAGGACGGGUCAGGGCUGUUUUGGCAGCAACACACUAUUAGGCAGGUGGUCAUAAUGUUAUGUCUGAUGGGUGUAAGAACUUUAUUAAUCCAGGUGGAACUUAUUUUGCCAGAGACUGCUUCAGAUUACAAGAAAAAUAAAUAUAAAUGAAAUAUUCUAUACAUUGAAAGUGUCUGCAAAAGUACAAAAAAUAUAUACCUUUUAAAGCCGAUCAAUCAAAGCUUUUAUAGGAUACAACCAUUUUCCCCCUGCUAACUGGAUUUUUAUUCUUUCUUGUGUAAAAGCAUGAAUGAAUAAAUAUGCAGUUUGAUAAAUGAGGCCCAGAGUGUUUAUGAUUCCAGGUUUUUGGACUGAAAGUGUUACUCUUAGUACAGAAAGCUAUGUAUUAUGGGAGACAGAUUAACGAUUAUGCACCGUUAUGAGUCGGAUGAAAAAGUGACUUUUCUUGUCAGUAUUUGUAUUACGGAAAAUCAGCCACAGCAAUAAAAGUCCAGCACAAUGUAACAAAAACAGAUUUUGUAGAAAGGACUGCACCAUCACAUUACAGCCAUUAAACAAGCUAUGUUGCUCA
Molecule: messenger RNA, 3511 nt
Organism: Hemibagrus wyckioides
Lineage: Eukaryota; Metazoa; Chordata; Actinopteri; Siluriformes; Bagridae
Gene: klhdc8a
Product: kelch domain containing 8A
Exons: 6
Coding region: 330-1394 (354 amino acids)
Molecular function (GO): protein binding
Source: RefSeq, a predicted model, not a curated record